Molecule: messenger RNA, 1942 nt
Organism: Prosopis cineraria
Lineage: Eukaryota; Viridiplantae; Streptophyta; Magnoliopsida; Fabales; Fabaceae
Product: piriformospora indica-insensitive protein 2-like
Exons: 1
Coding region: 403-1794 (463 amino acids)
Cellular component (GO): plasma membrane
Molecular function (GO): protein binding
Source: RefSeq, a predicted model, not a curated record
UUAGCAUCGUACGCAACGGAGAGGCAGUUUAUGAAAAGGCCAGCUGUUUGGUUAGUUAUUUUUGGCAACUGCUCCGCCACUUUGAUUUCCCAGUGUUCCCCCGACUCCUUCGUCUUUUUCCUAAUUAAUAAUUCAAUAAAAAGAAGGCCACUUCGGUAAUUUCGCAUACUCUGCCACCUCCAACCAAAUUCGUCUCUGGCACUCUGCAUGGCGUUGUAGUGGCAGUGGCAGUCCAGUGUGGGUUCCUUCACCAAUAUUAUGCUGACAUUCUCUGCCUUUUUCCUCUUCCCUGUCCUUCUCCUUCCCCACCAAGCCUCCGUUUCAAUUCUCAUGUCCUUGUUUUGUUUGUUAAACAAACCAAUCAAGGUAUUUAUUAUGCUAUUCCAUACAUAACCUGCACCGAUGUCUCCCAAUCUUCUUUCUCCUUCGCUUCUUCCCAUGGCUUCCUCUUUCCUUCCCCUCACUGUACUCACCAUCUUGUCCAUGCCGCUUCUCUCUCACCAGCAACCUCCUCUCCUCUCGGCUGAGCGUGACUCGCUUUUCCACGUCCUUUACUCUAUCAACUCUGAUAUUCCAUGGCGUUCCCUCUUCGCCGAUGAUGACGACGACCUUUGUGUCUCGGCCCCUCACGGCGUUGUUUGCGGCUAUCCCUCUCAAUCCAAUGAAGCGGCACGCAUUGUGGAGCUCAGUUUUGGGUAUGUUUCCGACGAAGCCCCGAACCCUCCUUGUUCCGCCAACGCAACCCUCGACCCUCUUCUCUUCACCUCUUUCAAAUACCUCCGCAAGCUCUUCUUCUAUCGAUGCUUCAACGAGUCUCUGGUUUCCGUUCCCGACGUUUCGCCUAGUUUCUCUUCCAUUCUGGAGGAGCUUGUGUUUAUCGAGAACCCAUCUCUGGUUGGGCCUUUCAGUGGCGUUCUCGGAAACUUCACGAGUCUGAGGAGGUUGGUUUUGUCCGGAAAUGGGGUUGACGGUGAACUUCCACAAGAAAUAGGUGAGUUGGUCAAUUUGGAAGAGAUAACUCUGUCAAGAAAUCGUCUUGCUGGUGAUGUUCCUGGAAGUUUGGCUACUUUGAAAAAACUGAAGAUUCUUGACCUGAGUCAAAAUGGGUUUGAAGGGUAUGUCCCUGAAUCUCUGGGUAAUCUCACGGAGCUUCUUAAGCUUGACCUGAGCUUCAACAGAUUCAUUGGUGAAAUCCCAGAAAGUUUCAGAAAUUUGCAGGGUCUUGAGUUCUUGGACCUCCGCUACAACCAGUUUGGCAAAUUUGGAGUUCCUCAGUUCAUUGGGGAGAUUCCCAGAUUGAGGGAGAUAUACUUGAGCGGGAAUUUACUAGGUGGGAAAAUUCCAGAAAUAUGGGAAAACCUUGGAGGUGUAACAAGAAUAGGAUUUUCCGAUAUGGGUUUAACUGGUAAUAUCCCUGCCUCUAUUGGUAUUUAUCUCAGAAAUCUGUCUUAUCUCGGGCUUGAUAACAACAAUCUAGAAGGACCUGUACCAGAGGAAUUGGUGUUUCUGGAGUUUGCAGAUGAGAUCAACAUGGAGAACAACAACCUGAGCGGUAGAGUGCCAUUUUCAACGAAACUGUUUGGAAAACUAAAGUUGAGAGGAAACAGAGGACUCUGUGUGGACCACCAAUUGAGCUUGCAUGCUGAAAACAAGGGCUAUUCGGGGCAGCUAAGGCUCUGUAACGAGCCAGAAAUUCCUAAUGCUGUCCUUUUCAACGGGAUCUCUUCCCUGCUUUUUGAUCUUCAAGUGUGGUUCAUGUCUCUGGGUAUUAUGUUUGUCUUUACUUUAUUAUAGAAGCUGUUCGUACACAUGCAGCAUUAGGCUUCUAGCCUGAUUAAAGCAGAGCAAGUGGUUUUUUUUCCCAUUUAGUUUUGUUGAGAUCAGAGAGAUAACAAGACCAUAUUACACAGUAGGAAAGCUUUCUGAAAAAGCAAAAGUGAUG